Messenger RNA from Ictalurus punctatus (channel catfish), 4532 nucleotides. It is a transcript of the gene ankrd31, whose product is annotated as ankyrin repeat domain 31. The transcript has 21 exons. NCBI's taxonomy places the organism in Eukaryota, Metazoa, Chordata, Actinopteri, Siluriformes, Ictaluridae. The record is from RefSeq and is a predicted model, not a curated record. Bases 206 to 4417 code for a protein of 1403 amino acids. Gene Ontology annotation, molecular function: protein binding.
CAGAACCAAACAGAAGUCUCUCGUGCCACAGCUGCGCGCGCAAGCCAAUCACCUCAGCGCCUUCAUCUCGCUUCACUCCGAAUGUUUUCGCGCGCGAAUGGUCGCGAGCUUUCUGAGGGCGCUAAAGGAGCUCAUUAUAAAUGAUAAAGCUCAUUAAAUACUAAUGAAAGGUCGCGUUGUUAGCUAGAUAAGUUGAUUUAUAACGAUGGAAUUCGAUGUAGGCCAUGAAGAGAUUAUUACAACAGACGCGGAGUCUGAAGAAGCAGAUGAGAAGUUUUACAUGAAUAGGCUGUUAAUGCUGAGUGCAGCAGGAGAACUUUCUACACCCUCUACUCACACUCCUCCACUGUCCUGUUCUCACUACGGAAUUUCUCCAGAGAUUGGUCUUUUGGCUCAGCGAGGGAUAAGGACACCGGUUGGCAGCAGUCAUGUAAAAUGCACUAAAAACAAACAAACAAUUACGGACAGUCCACUGAUACACUCGUUAAGUCAGAGCAACACUGUUUGCAAGGAGGAUGAGGGGUCAACUAAAAUGGAUCAAUCAAAAGGAGACCCAGUGACUGUGACAAUGACUCCAAAAAGAAUCUAUACAGAUGCCAACCAACCUCAGCCGAACCCUAUGACCUCAGUUCAACAUCCCAAACCUCUGUUCACACCUGGCCAGCCACAGUCUGUCUGUAGUGGACAGAGUGCAGUAGGCAGUCAGAAAAGUGUAAGAAAGCAUGUACAAGGAAUGUCUGAAAUCAAAAAGGACAAAGGCAGCAAUUCUAAAAGCAGGCCACAGGAACCAGGGCUCAGGAGUUUAUCUUCUGAAAGAGGUGAGACUGUAAAGAGUGCCGUCUUACCUCAUGUGUCCACGAGAGGUCAGCAGAGACCGGGAACAGGCCUUUGUGGCAAAUCAACUACAACGCCAGCAAGUGGCAAACGAAAAGUCUUACAAUUACAGAGCAUCCAUAAACGAAACAAAUACGGAGAGACACACCUCCAUCUUGCCGUGAUGAAAGAAGAUCUUCAGUCUGUGAAAGACAUGAUUGAAGCUGGUGCAUGUGUCAACCUGGCGGAUAACGCAGGUUGGACCCCACUUCAUGAGUCAAUAUUAGGACAUAAUUACACCAUUGCAGAAACUUUACUUAGAGCUGGAGCCCUAGUCAAUUCUGUAGGACAUGAAGGAAUCACACCUUUACAGGAUGCAGUACAACUUGGUAACUUUAAGCUUGCUCACCUGCUGUUAAAGUGGGGUGCUGAUCCAUUACUGAAGAAUCAGAAAGGAGACAAUGCCAUAGACGUCAGUCAAGACAGGAAUAUAGAGACACUACUGAGACGAUAUGCAGCUAAGGGUUGUAGAAGGACAAGACAGUCUGCUGCUAUAGAUGAAGCAGAAAAAGAUCAGCAGGCCAGUGAAGCUGAAGUCUAUCCAGCUGUUUGUCCAGACUCAGAGGAUACAACAAAAGUACAUGACACUUCCUCUGCAAAAGCUGAAGUAAAAUCAUCAGCUCAAAUUUUGCCGCAACUAAGAGACCCAAGAAAAGACUCUGAAGACGAUGGCUCCUUACCUGUUCAAGAGCGAGAGUCUCCAGGAUCUGACCCCACGUCUUGCCCAGACAGUGAUCCUGACAGUGAUAUCACUGUGGAUUACACCGAGACUCGGUCACCAUCACCUGAACACUGGGCUUUAAGUGCUACUCAGGACUUCUCUGGAGCCACAGACCGAAUAGUUGAUGAAACAGUCAGAGAAAAUAACAGCACCAUAAAUGAGGAGCUUCUUGUAAAUCAGAGUUUGGUUUCAGGUGCUAAUGAAAUAAACCCAAAUCAAUGGAAAGAUUCAUGCAGGGAUACCACUGAUGAAGCAGUCUUGGCUGGUUCUAGAGACCAACAUGAAACCGAUCUUGUGGAGGAGAGCAAUUCUGGGGUCGGUAAAAAAAAGAUGCGAAGAAUGACAAUGGCGAGCGAUCAAAACUUUUUGGAUUACUUGCUCAACUUUGACCUGAACAGUGUCUCUGUCGUAAACACUGGAACUGGCAGCAUGGCUAGUAGAGCUGCUCCGCUAAACAAAAACGUAUGUAAGAAUCCCUUUUCCAGUCCUGUUGUUUGUGAAGAUCCAUAUCGCUCACAUGCUCAAAGUAACAGCUAUCAGGAAUGUAGUAUUCCUGUACUUACGUCCUGUCAAGUUGAAGUCAGUGCAUCGUGUGCAGAUGAGCAAUCUUUACCCUUAGAAGAAUCUUCUGAAUCGAGCAGUUCUCAGUCUCUACUUAUAGGGCUAAUUCACGACCAGGGACUUACCUGCAGUCCUGAGCCUCAGGUGGGCUUAAAAAAUGUAGGGCAGUUAAAACCAACCAAUGAGCAGCUAAAACUUGUUCAUUCAGUUAAUCCGACAUUAAAGAAGACAGUCACAACUCCGCUUUAUUGUAAAGAAAGGCAACAAAAACAAACAUCUUUGCUACGGCCCAUUUUUGACAGUAAUGCUGUUUCCUCAGAAGGGACGCAUGUAGAUGAUGUAAACAGUAUUGCAUACGGAGAAGUGUUUGUACUACCUAAAGGAAGCGUAUUCACUGAAUUGUCUAAUGCAGAACUUCAUUGUCAGAGUAAUGACCCAGAUGAAUACAUCAAACAGCUUCAGCAAAAACAGGAAGAUAAAGUAACCCUGUUUGGUUUUAGUCAUUGCCCUGUCAGUUCUGCAGACAUUAAUGGCUUUGUAUGCAAUGAGAGGCUGUGUGGUGGCAGAUCACCGUCAAGGGUACCUGACACCACUCUAGCUGGUGCCUUAGAAUUGCAAGCUAGCCCUUUAUGCGAGGAAAAACAACUUUUAGUUAUCACGCCAAGCAGUAAAAGCCCAAAAGAUGAUGAAAUCGAUAUUAAUAGUAGUAGAAAGAUUCCCCCAGAUGACAAUAUUCCUACAGUCUCAUUAGUGUUAGUGUGUGCCGAAGAUGAUGCUGUCGAAAAUGAUGAUACUAAAAGUUCUGCAGAUUCAGACUGCACUGUGAUUGAAGAGCAGGAACAGUUAAAGAGCACUCACAAGCAUAGCGAGGCCGUGACGAUUCAAGCAAGGUUAAGUCCAGCCCCAGUAGUCAGCACUUAUGAGGGAGAAAGACAGGAUAAGCAGCACGACUUGUGCAAAACUGUUAAGGAGCAUAGCAGCGGAGAACCAACAGAGAGUACAACUGAUUCAUUGAACACAGAGAGCUCUGUCAGCAUAUUGACAGACUUGUCCCAGAAGCCCUUAUGUUUACUUCCAACACCAGAUAACAAUCAAUGUACAGAGAGUGCAGGACAAGACGGUUUUCAGAAAGCUGUGGAAAAUCAAGAGGCUUCAUACACUGCUAAAUUGAGCCAGCGCAAAAAGAAGCGAUCCAAACAUCAACUCAGAAAGCAAACUAAGCAAGCUGAUGUGCUUAAUGCAGCCACGAAGCCAGUUGCAAACUUUAACCUGAGAAACAUCAACAGUAGCAAUUUUUUGGGAGAGACUCGACUCCAUCGAGCCUGCAAGAGAGGAAACCUACCAGAGGUUAAAAGGCUCAUUAAAGCUGGAAUAAACAUCAAUAUCGCUGACAAUGCAGGAUGGACAGCUCUACAUGAGGCCAGUGUAAAAGGCUAUCCAGAUGUGGUGGAGGAACUUUUGCGUGCAGGUGCAAAUGUAAAUAGCAAGGGGCUGGAAGGACUCAGUCCUCUCCACGAUGCUGUUACAUCUGGUGAAUAUGAGGUCGUGAUGCUUCUUCUUCAGUAUGGCUCAAAUCCUCAUCAUAAGAAUUCACUUGGACAGAGUGCACUGGACCUUGCAAAACAUGAAAUCAUCAAAGAGCUGCUCUUAACAUUCAGAGAGCAUCCUGGUGUACCUGAGAAACCUACUGAAUCUUCUAAAGAAGAUUUAGAAAUUUUGCACUGUGAACACAUUUGGAAAGAUAAUCAAGCUCACAGACAACCACCUGCCUCCUUCAGGAGAGAUGAUAAGAGGAGUACAAGAAGCACUGCUGGUUCUGAACCUUGUAGUUCACUUGAGUGUGGUGAGUCCAGAGCCAUGAGGACAACCCUUGAAGAGGUGGAACCGUCAUCAAAGAAGACAGUCACAGGCCAGCUUUGUUGUGAAGAAAGCCAACAAAAUCAAACAUCUUUGCGACUGCCCACCUUUCACAAUACUGAGGUUCACAGACGACCACCGGCCUCCGUCAGGAGAGAUGACAAGAGGAUCACUGCAGCAAGUAGUGCUGGUUCUGCACCCAAUUCAAGUGAGUGUGGUCAGCCCCAAUCCACAAAGGCAACACCUAAAGAAGUGGAACCGAAGCAGACAGGAGCAUUAAGAAAUGAAACUCUUAUGAGCAUCACUUCCAUCCGACUGAUUAGUAAUGAAGAGUUCCUGCCAUCCUACAUGAUGGACAGAUACUGGGAUUCAUUCCUGAACAACGACUGGGACUGGGAAAGCUAGUUUACACUGGAACCUUUGUUGAUUUGCAAUACAUGUUUGAUUAUAAAAUGCUAUGAACAGAUUAUUUGUAAUGUAAUGAAAGAGCUUUGUUAAUUAAAUUCGUUUUGGAUGACAA